This is a messenger RNA of Haemonchus placei, 492 nucleotides long. The record is from the annotation of a GenBank genome assembly. Lineage: Eukaryota; Metazoa; Nematoda; Chromadorea; Rhabditida; Trichostrongylidae.
AUGCUUCGUCUAGUUGUCCUUUUUAGCCUAGUAGCUGCUCCGCUGUCCCUAGCCGUGCAAUUUCUUCUAUGUAAAGUCACGAUUUUGGCUGCGUGUAGACCAUCAAAUUCGACGAGGACGUCAUCGUCAGGCUCUGGCGGCUAUAGCAAUUCUUCUGUCAGAGUUGGAGCUUCUCGUGGAAAGCGCGAAAUCGACCAAGCAAAUGUUGUUGUCGAGACCAAAUUAAAAUUCAAUCCGGAAUUGAAUUCAUUCUUCAUAGAUGCGUUCAGAGAAGCGGUUGAACAGCAUGCGAGUGCAACCGGAGUUAAGUACAGCGAUGCCGUUGUUCAGGAAAGAAUUCAUCAAAUUGGUGAUAAACUCGCUAUGGAAUACUUUGUCCACGGUGUUGACUGUGAACAGCUUGGCAAGUUCAUUUCGGCAGGAAAAUUGAUAACGGAGCAUCUUAUUGGAAACGUUACCGCAAUGUGCAACGGUACACCGAUGGUUUUAUAA